CCGUUGGGUCAUCACCAUCAUCCACUCCAAGAAACCAGCAACCUACAUCAAGCUCAAGUGAAGCGAGCUGACCAGAAUAUAUCAAUCACAAAGCUUGAAGAACAACAGCAUACAGGCUAGCCACCAAUUCGCUCGAUCUCCAAUGGCGGAAAGAGUGACGAAGCUGGCGUCGCAGCGGGCGGUGGUGAUCUUCGGGGUGAGCAACUGCUGCAUGUGCCACGCGGUGAAGACGCUCUUCACGGAGCUGGGCGUGAGCUGGGUGGUGCACGAGCUGGACAAGGACCCCCGCGGGAAGGACGUCGAGAGGGCGCUCGCCGGCAUGGUCGGACGGAGCCCGCCCGUGCCUGCGGUCUUCAUCGGCGGCAGGCUCGUCGGCCCCACCGACAAGGUCAUGACGCUGCACCUCAGUGGCCAGCUGGUGCCGCUCCUCCGCCAGGCCGGCGCCCUUUGGCUCUGAACUGAAGAGUCAGGGACAGCAGUGGGCAGUGGCUGUGCGUGCGUGCAGUUAUGUGUGAUCGCUAGGGAUCAUAUAGUGCGUGCAGUGCAGCUACAUAAUUUUGGAAAGGUCAUCAAACAUAUUAACGGUCAUGAUCUUUCAGUUGUACCUCUUGUUGUCAUAUGACAGAAGGAAAGGAUGCUUUGUAAGGAAGAGCA
Triticum urartu is the source of this 654-nucleotide messenger RNA. RefSeq names its product putative glutaredoxin-C2. The record is from RefSeq and is a predicted model, not a curated record. NCBI's taxonomy places the organism in Eukaryota, Viridiplantae, Streptophyta, Magnoliopsida, Poales, Poaceae.